AUGGCCAUUGAAAGUCAGUUCGGUCAUUUAGACGGCAUCCAGGAUAACUUCCUCUACCUCAACGACGAUUGCUUCUUCAUCAAUAAAUUCAAUCUGGGAGACUUCUCCAGUGAGCUAUUUGGGCCGGUCUUCCGGAUCCAGUUCGAUCUCAAAGUCCAGGACGAUCCGGAAGACCAUUCGGGGACAGUGGCUGCGCAAGGAGAGUGGCCUUCGCUAGGAUACAGUAAUCAUCUCUUGAGUCUGCGGUUCGGCAGACGCGAGCGGAGGUACUUGAGCCAUCUUCCUAAGGUCAUCAACUUCCAAAUCCUGCGUGAAGUCUCGGAGAUCUGGAGCGAAGAGAUCUUCCUCACGGCGUCGUCGAGAGUUCGUGGACAGGGCCAAGAGCUCAACAUGAUGUUCCUUGCCACCUGGUACCACAUCGAGAAACAUAGAGAGGCAAUGUUACAUUCAUUUAUCAUGCUCCAGACGGACAGCAACAGAGACGGCCAGAUCGAUGCGAAAGAGAGGGCGAAGAUGAUGACGCGGCUGGGGGCCGGGCAGGGGUCCACGAUCGAUGUGCGGAGGCCGUUCCGGCCGCGCGGCGGGGCAGUGGAGGACGGGCUGGGCACGGCGCGGCCGGCGGAGACGGACUACGAGUGGCUGUCGAGCGACGGCUACCCGUUUGCGGGCGAGGCGGGGAAGGUGGCGGACUACCGGCACGUCGGGCCGGCGACGGGGCGGGGGGUGUGUCAGCUGAACCUGACGGCCUGUUUCCCGGCGCCGCCGACGGCUGGGACGGAGCGGGCGGAGAGCGUGCUGCGGCGGGUGGCCAGCGAGCAGCCCGGGUGCGGCGACUGUCUGCUCGCCCUCCUCGUCGGCAAACGGCCCGCCGGCAUCGACGCCCUCCUCCCGCCCGCCUCCCUCCGCACCCGCCUCGCCGAACUCGCCCGCCCCGCUGCGCUCGUCUCCACGCCCUUCUCCAGCGCCCAUAAACGCGCCCCAAACACCGCCUUCUACUCCUCCCCCUUCCCCCGCCUCUCGCGCUUCUCCAGACGCGGCUUCCUCGCCGACGACCCGCGCAUCUGGGCGAUCCGGAACAUCCAGCGCUACCAAUACGUCCUGGGCCACUCGCCGAAUACGUUCGACGCCUUGACGACCAUCUCGUCGAGUCGAAUGGUGCUCGACCGUCUGUCCGAGCAGUUUGACGUCAAGCCUGCGACCAAUUCCUCUUCCGCGGGCAGCUCGCCCUCGUCGUCCUCGGGAGGAGCGAGGGGCGCCAGGGCAAGUGCCGCCCAUCGAGCCAUGCUGGUCACCAUCAACGAUCGCAUCUUCGGCCCCCACCUCGACCGCGUCCAUCACCUCUUCACCACCUGGCUCAAUACCUCGUGGCCUACUCCCGCCCCCUGGGAAAAAAAUUAA
Molecule: messenger RNA, 1398 nt
Organism: Puccinia triticina
Lineage: Eukaryota; Fungi; Basidiomycota; Pucciniomycetes; Pucciniales; Pucciniaceae
Exons: 6
Coding region: 1-1398 (465 amino acids)
Biological process (GO): carbohydrate phosphorylation; N-glycan processing to lysosome
Cellular component (GO): Golgi apparatus
Molecular function (GO): UDP-N-acetylglucosamine-lysosomal-enzyme N-acetylglucosaminephosphotransferase activity
Source: RefSeq, a predicted model, not a curated record